UACGGUUGAGACUGAGACAUGCUCGUAUGUUUUUCAGUUAUAUAUAUCUCUAAAGACCUCUUCAAGCAAUCUGUUGUUGUGGUUUGUAAUGACAGGGUUGUUCGCUAAAGUUAACCAAAUUUGUUUAAUUGUUUAUCCUAUUUUAGUAACUUGAAUGUAUUAACAUGAAGUGGUACUUUAAAAGCACUUUCUGCAGCCGUGCAACUCAUGUUGUGUCCCAUUUUGACUAAUUUUAAUAUGCUCUGAAAGUAUUCGUUAUUUUUGUUAUGAAAUAGUAUAUGUUUUGGUGUAUAGCAAAGCAGUAUAUACACGCAGAUCAAUUAUUAAUUCUUGGUUAGAUAUUUAGAUGACAUACUACGGUUUGAGCCAUACUAAUAUUAUUUGACUAUUUCGGACAGGUAACAUUAGUAAAAUCAAAUAAUGGUGAUAACACAAGACAGACACGCGCACACACAGGUUCAAACACACCCACAUACAAAACACAGACUCAACUCCAGACACAAAAAAUGCAAACAUACUAACACACACGGACGCGCACACACACAGUGCUUAUCACAGAGAAGCACACAUUUAAGAUAAAGGAGAAACACAGGUCAAAUAUCAAACAGACUAUACAUUACUAUUUGUAAUAAUAAAUAAGUUAAAGGCGGGGUUUCAGAUUUCUCAUAGACGUUGUUGAUGUUCAAAUCACCAUACAGACACACCCCUACCCUCAUCUUUUGCUUUCGUCAGUGCUCGGCUGGACUAAUGUCUAUCCUGUGCACUGUGCACCUUACUGCUGGUUGGCUACAAGGUUGUUUUGAUACUUGGUGUGUUCUGAUGUGAUUGUUUUAUUAUUCUGAGCAUUUUUAAUCGGGCACCUCAGAAGAGACCUGGGGCCCUAAUCAGAAAGGAGGUUUAAUGAAAACUCUGAGUAUAUAAACCCUGAAAUGAGGGAAACUCUGUUUUUUCCGUUUCAUACUGCUAGGUAUGUCAAACCCGGGAAAGCACUUAUAAACUCAAGCCCGUUUCUUAAAGAUAGCUAACUCAGAGACAGUAGGCAUAGUAUCUUACUCUGUGAACCUAACCUAGUCGGGAGCAGGUUUAAUUUGGUAAACCCAGAGUUUCUCCAGAGUUUCUCCAGAGUUUCUCCAGAGUUAUCUCCUCCCCCUUUUUUAAGCCCAAAUGGUGUAACUCAUUCAUUCAUUAAUAAAGUCAUUCAUGGCACACAUUAUGAUCAGGCAGAGACCAUCUCAGUGACUAAAUUGUAAUUUCUGUUUUUAUAGAGGAUCCUGUAUGUGAAGAGACUGCAUUAAUUCGUAGGGAUGUACUUUGCUUUCAGGGGAGAAAUUUAGGACCCGAGGGGAAUUUGGUCAAUUCCCGUUCAUUUUUAUUAAAACUGUACCAUUUUUCUUUACAGUGAAUUAGAUGCAUCAAAAUAUGUCUCAUUCCCCCUUACAUCAAUAACAGCAGCCAUCGUAUCCAUGAAUUACAUCAGAACAUUCUUUCCCGUACAUGUUCUCACAAAUGGUAGUUUUCUAUGGAGGAUAAGAAAUUACUAAAUAAAGUGUAUAAAUAAAGUGCAUGAAUAAAGAUAUUAAUCAAAACAGACGAAUAAUAACAAAUUAUUUAGAUGUGCAGCCAUUCCUACCCCAAACUGCUCCAAGCAGGGUUCGAGCCGUCGAUCUGUUUGACUUUCUGUACAGCACUGUAGUCCGUUUAUUUUGUCUUUAGUGUGUGCUGUAUAAAUACUCUUAAAAUUGGAAACUACUGCGCUCAAGUGAGUGUGCGCAUUUGUAAGUUUCAUUAUGGUAAUAUCAGGUCAGCAGAAGAGUAUGCGGCAUUAUCACCGUGUUUACGGUAAUAUCAGCAACAACAGAGAAGCUGCGCUAACAACGCGAAUUGGUUUCCACUGUAAUGUCUGAGUUAUAUCUAUCUUUAAAGACCUCUUCAAGCCAUCUGUAGAUGUGAAUUAGAACAACGAGGUCGGUCGCUACUGUCUGUUCCACCUCACAGUGAUGUUCAGUGACGACAUGAAUGAAGUUGAGGAGAAACAUCAGUGUCGGAAACCUCAGAAUCUUGUCAAGCUGGAAAUGUCUUCUAGCAGUUUGCAGAAGAUCAAGAUUUCCUCUCCAAAAAGAAGGGAAAGGACAGAAGCAGGCGAGCCUAUCACCUGCUCUCAGUGUGGAAAGAGUUGCAAACAGAAAAGUCAUCUUAAGGAGCACAUGAAAACCCACAGUGUAGAGCGUCCAUACACGUGUCCUCAGUGUGAAAAGAGUUUCAAACAGAAAUCAAUGCUUGAGGAGCACAUAAGAACUCACACUGGAGAGCGACCAUACGCAUGUUCUCAGUGUGGAACGUGUUUCAAUCGCAAGGCAACGUUGGAUGAGCACAUUAGAACUCACACUGGAGAGCGACCAUACACAUGUACUCAGUGUGGAAAGAGUUUUAAACAGAGAUCAACGUUCGAUAAGCACAUGAAAAUUCACUCCGAGGAGCGCAGAUACCCAUGUCCUCAGUGUGGAAAGAGAUUUAAACAGAGAUCAACGCUUGAUGUGCACAUGAAUAUUCACACUGAGGAGCGCAGAUACGCGUGUCCUCAGUGUGGAAAGAGUUUCACACAGAAACAUUAUCUGGAGGAGCACAUUAGAAUUCACACUGGAGAGCGCCGAUACUCGUGUCAUCAGUGUGGAAAGAGUUUCACACAGCAGAAUCAUCUUAAGGUGCACAUUAGAAUUCACACUGGAGAGCGACCGCACACUUGUCCUCAGUGUGGAAAGAGUUUCACACACAAAACGACCCUUGAUGAGCACAUGACCAUUCACAGUCAACAGCGUCCUCACUCAUGUCUUCAGUGUGGAAAGAGUUUUAAAGAGAGAUCAACCCUUGAGGUCCACAUGAGAAUUCACAGUGAAGAGCGUCCAUAUGCAUGUCCUCAGUGUGAAAAGAGAUUUAUGCAGAAAUCAACGUUUAAGGUUCACAUCAGAAUUCACAGUGAAGAGCGCCCAUACGUAUGUACUCAGUGUGGAAAGAGUUUCAGACAGAAAAAUCAUCUUAAUGUCCACAUCAGAGUUCACACUGGAGAGCGUCCUUACACAUGUCCUCAGUGUGGAAAGAGUUUUAAACAGAAAACACGUCUGGAGUUGCACAAGAAAAUUCACACCAGAGAGCGUCCAUGAACAUGUCUUCACCAUAAAAUGUAGAUUUGCUCUUAAAGGAACACUUCAGUUGAAAAAUUAAAUUGGCCUACAUUUUACUCACUUUCACAGUGGAAUUUGAAAGUAUCAUUUACAUUUUCUUUGUUUCAUAUUCUUGUGGUGUUUGCUGUCUUCUGAUGAGCUCCGUAUGUUAUUAGACAAUAAAGUCAGCAAAAGGUCAAUAAAUAUGAUUAUCAUCAAACUAUAAGGUGUUGACAAAGACUGAUUAUCUUCCUAAAACUAAUUUACUUCUGGACUUUCUUCCAUUUAUUUACAUUGAUUAUAUGUUGAGUUCUAGACUGUUAUAUUUGACUGCCCUCAUAAUGUCUUCUUUCAGGUACAUCAUACAUACACGUACAUCAUUUAGUUUGUCUUGUGGUGUUCAGUGUUACUGCUACUAUCGGGUGUUUGUCUGGUUUAGUCGUCAUAUCAGAUCAUUAGGCAGAUCAUUAGUCGUGACAUCAAUAAUCUUCACAGACUUCAGACCAUUAACACUUCAUAUAUUUUUAAUGGGGUAGUUCAUCUUCAAAAAGAAAAUUCUGUCAUCAUUUAUACACCAUAUUGUCAUUUCAAACCUGUAUGCCUUUGUUGUGAAGAACACAAAAUAAGUUUUGUGUGUUUUACAGGAGUAUAUUGUCAUUGUGAAUGGAGCUAUAUGAGCUAUUGGCAUUACAUUGUUCCACAAGCCCA
Molecule: messenger RNA, 3866 nt
Organism: Triplophysa dalaica
Lineage: Eukaryota; Metazoa; Chordata; Actinopteri; Cypriniformes; Nemacheilidae
Product: gastrula zinc finger protein XlCGF8.2DB-like
Exons: 3
Coding region: 1998-3158 (386 amino acids)
Cellular component (GO): nucleus
Source: RefSeq, a predicted model, not a curated record